This is a messenger RNA of Physcomitrium patens, 2438 nucleotides long. The record is from RefSeq and is a predicted model, not a curated record. NCBI's taxonomy places the organism in Eukaryota, Viridiplantae, Streptophyta, Bryopsida, Funariales, Funariaceae.
GCUUUGUAUUUGUUUUGUAUUUGCAUUUGAAGAGUAGUGGUCUUCUUUCUGGUGGUGACUCUUCUGUUUGCAGUUUCGCCAAUUCCUCCUCCUCCUCCUCCUCCCACUGUUUGUUUGUUUGUUUGCUCUUGCUCAUCAACUCCAAACCCUCUCUCUCGUUCUCUCUUUCACCUGCAUUCCACUUCAUAUAGGAGUUCAGAGAAGAUGGAGAUAUUCAUAGUUUCCAUGGCAAGAUUAUUGAGAGAGCGCCUUGUUGCGACCUUUUCUUACACUUACUGGUCAUUCUGAGAUUGCACUUCUUGUCCGUGAUGGUCCUCAAAUUCAUAGAAUUGUGUUCCUUGAAUGCCUUUUGUGAAAUACAGUCACAAACGUGGACCCAAUCGGUAAGGUAGUCCUUCUAUUUUACGAAACAAUAGAAUCCAGAAAAUUUUGGUGUUUGAGAUUACAAGCUCCUAGUGAUCACUUCAACAACUAUGGCGUACGUGGAGAAUUCUUGAGAGACAUGUUGAUGUGAACUGUGUGGCACUUAAUUAAAACCUAAUCGUGUGAGAGAGAAGAAGGAUAACCGAAAAGGCGUUACCAGGUUCUUUAAAAUGGAGGGAGAUGAUAAAUUCAAGCUUGCUCCCCAUCCCAAGCUGCCGAAGGGCAAAAAGCUCAUGCUCAUUAUCCUCGAUGGCUGGGGUGAGCAGAUUCCAGAUGAGUUUAAUGCUAUUCACCGCGCACAAACUCCUAUCAUGGAUUACUUGAAAACUACUGCUCCGGAGAAGUGGCGAUUGCUUAAAGCCCAUGGAGCUGCGGUAGGGCUACCUACGGAGGAGGACAUGGGUAACAGUGAGGUUGGCCAUAAUGCUUUGGGUGCAGGCCGCAUUUUUAAGCAAGGUGCAAGCCUCGUUGAUACUUCUCUCGAGUCUGGUGCGAUAUAUGAAGGUGAUGGCUUUAAAUAUGUGAAGCAGGCGCUGCCCAACGGCACCCUUCACUUGAUAGGUCUUCUGAGUGAUGGUGGAGUGCAUUCCCGGAUGGACCAACUCCAGAUGCUCUUGAAAGGUUCUGCUAAGCAGGGAUUCAAGAGAAUCCGAGUGCAUGUUUUGACGGAUGGUCGAGAUGUAGCAGAUGGUUCUAGUCUCAAAUUCGUCCAGAUGCUCGAAGAUACAUUGGGCGAAUUGCGUCAGGACGGUUGUGAUGCACAGAUCGCUUCAGGUGGUGGCCGCAUGAGGGUCAUUAUGGAUCGAUAUGAGAACGACUGGAAUGUGGUGAAAAAUGGUUGGGAUGCUCAGGUGCUUGGAGAAGCUCCCCACCGGUUCACUAGUUGCCUCGAGGCUUUAAAGAAGCUUAAGGAGGAUGAUCCUGGUCUGAAUGAUCAGUACUAUCCUCCCUUUGUUAUUGUUGAUGAAUCCGGUAAGCCUGUCGGACCCAUUUUAGAUGGAGAUGCUGUUGUGACCUUCAAUUUCCGCGCGGAUCGUAUGGUUAUGCUUGCCAAGGCUCUGGACCAUGAGGACUUCGACAAGUUUGAUCGCGUACGAUAUCCCAAGAUCUAUUAUGCUGGCAUGCUGUUGUACGAUGCCGAACUCAAUCUUCCGACCCACUACCUAGUGUCCCCACCACAAAUAUCAGAAACAUCGGGUGAAUACCUGGUUCACAAUGGGAUCAAGUCAUGGGUGUGCAGUGAAACGGUCAAAUUCGGCCAUGUGACAUUUGUCUGGAAUGGUAAUCGCUCUGGCCAGUUUAGCGAUACCCUUGAAAAAUACGUUCAAAUUCCUAGCGAUCAAGGUAUCAGCUUUGAUAAGAAUCCAGAAAUGAAGGCCAUCGCUAUAGCGGAAAAGGCUGCCGAAGCUUUUCGCAGUGGUGAAUGGGACCAGGUCCGAGUGAACAUCGCGAAUGGUGAUAUGGUGGGUCAUACAGGAAAUCUUGAGGCGACUAUCGUUGGCUGCACUGCCACUGAUAAGGCCAUCAAGAUCAUGUUAGAUACCGUAGAGGAAGUGGGAGGUGUUUUCAUGAUUACUGCUGAUCAUGGCAAUGCUGAGGAUAUGGUGAAAAGGAAUCCGAAGACCGGUGCACCCAUUAAAGAUAAGCAAGGGAACUACCAGAUACUCACGUCACACACUUGCGCUCCGGUUCCCAUUGCCAUAGGAGGCCCAGGUCUGCCAAAAGGUGUACAAUUUAGGCAAGAUCUUCCCAAUGCUGGACUUGCUAAUGUGGCAUCCACCUUCAUCAAUCUUCACGGCUUUGAGGCUCCUGCCGAUUACGAGCCCACAUUAAUUGAGAUUGUUGAUUGAGAUUUCAUGAUUUGACACUGAUGAAGUGGCCAGUCAGAGAUGAGGCACUGAACGAGUAUUUCAAUUGUGUAGAUUCAAUUCGUACAAAAUGCGCCAUGGUAUAAGAGGACAUUGGUAAUAUAUUCUGGUAUCUCUAGUAAAUUGGAUGUUGCCCUCUUGUGAAGA